AUGAUCAGCACGAACCAGACUAUGAAUCAAACUUUACCAGACGUUUUCACGAUAAUUUACACGAUCGUUUGGGCAACAAUCAUGUCCAGUCUGGCUAUUCUAACGAUUAUCGGCAACACAAUUGUAAUCUAUGCUUUACGAACUAAUCGUCAUCUGAGAACGGUAAUGUGUUAUGCAUACUGUUUUAUUUUCUCAUGUUCAUUAAUCCCUUUUAAAAUAAUUAUCGACAGCUAUCCGGUUAACGAAAAUCUGCUUCAACAACAACAGCAGAGUCUCUACUCGUCUGUCAGUCCUGAUAUUCAGGCAUAUCCAUUGAAUGAUAUGACCGAGAUCGAUCUAACGGAAAUCGUGCAACGAAACACGAAUCGUAGUACUACUAUUGAUAUCGUGACACAUUUCCAAUAUUCAAGUCUCAUACUCAAAAUCAGUUUGGGAUUGAUUUGUGCUUGCCUUUGUUUAUUAACCAUAACGGGUAAUCUUCUUGUUCUAAUUACAUUUCGUCGCAUACGAACAGUCGGCAACUUGUUUAUACUCAGUCUUGCCACUGCUGACUUAAUUGUGGGUUGUUUUGUUAUGCCUAUCGCUGGAAUCUAUGCAAUUAUGGAAAACUGGAAUAUGGGUCUUCUUCUUUGUCAGAUUUGGUUGUCCGUUGAUUUUACUGCCUCAACGGCAUCGAUAUUUAAUCUACUCACGUUAAGUUUGGAUCGUUACUGGUCAAUCACAUCCCCACUACAAUAUCUCGGUAAACGAACGCGUACGCGUGCUCUUUUCCUCAUCGGUUUGGCGUGGGGCUUGUCAGUUCUUUGGGUUAUUCCAAUCUUUGGUUGGCAUCGUUUAGUUAAUCAUGACACAAGAUAUAUCGACUCGACAAAAUGUGAACCCGAGUAUACGCACUCAAAGGUGUUUAAAGUUUCGACUGCAAUCAUCAAUUUUUACUUACCCUUGCUAGUUUUAAUGUCACUGAACGGUCGAAUGUAUUUUGAAAUCAAGCGACGUUACAAAAACGCACUCUUGCAAAGAUACUCGAGUAGGUCAACGAGUGACUCCCCAAAUACGUGUAAAUUGCAUUCACAACGAAAGAAUUCUCGUAUACCAGUAACAAUAGCAAUAUGUGAUACUGACAAACAACUGUGUCCAACAUCGUUCAAUUUCAUUGAUGCUGACACGCUGGCCAUGACGAAACCAAUAUCAACAAAUCAUUAUGAUAAUACACCAACGUUGAGAGUCAACUACAAGGAAAAGAAAAAUCGUCCGAUACUUACUUCACACCUGUCCAUUUCGCAACCUCUACCAAAGAAAACUUCUUAUCCAUUCAUUGAAAAAAACCAUUGUGCUCAGGAUGAAUUAGUUUGGUUUGCUCACCAUGAACGGUCACGUUCCUCAUUAAGUCCAAUGCCCACGCCACGAUCUCAUCGUACUGGCUCGAAAUAUCGUUUAAAUGUCGACGAACGAUGUUUUAAACAUUCGUAUAACUGUCCAACAUGUCCCAUCUACACCAAUGAGCAGGUGGAUCUUUCCCCGAAGCAUCAUCGUGAUUCUUAUCAGUAUUAUCCCGCUUCACAUCGAACGACGCUAGUCUGUCAUCGUUGUUCAUUUGACAAUAGGCGAGCGUCUACAGCUACAACAACAAAAACGAACGUCUUCAAUCUAUGUCAGUGUUUUUCAUCUGCAACAUCAGCGCUAACAAUUGAUUCAAAUCUUGACCCAUAUGAAAACACGCGAAAAAUAUCCGCGUCAUCUGCAUCAUCUAGUACAAGUCGAAGACAACGUGCCAUGUCGAGUUAUAGUUUAGCUCGAAAUAGCAUGGCAUCCAAUAUCAUACCACAUUCGAGUUCUUAUCAAUGUACACGUUCAGCAAGUAAGAUGAAGCAGGCAACGGUGUGGAAUCAACAAGAAAAAGCAUUUCGACAAUUAUUUGCUAUUGUCUUUGGCUUUACUGUAUGUUUUCUUCCAUAUUUUAUUCUUUACAUGGUCGUCGCUUUCUGCGGUUCGUGCGUGUCCGAACGCUUCCUAACUGUAACGAUAUGGCUUGGCUAUGUCAAUUCAACAAUAAAUCCAUUUUUAUAUGCGCUUUCAAACAAACAUUUCCGUCGAACAUUUAAUCGAAUAUUGAAACGUGACCAUCGACGUCAAUCUUAUUAUAAUUGA
This is a messenger RNA of Adineta ricciae, 2148 nucleotides long. The record is from the annotation of a GenBank genome assembly. Lineage: Eukaryota; Metazoa; Rotifera; Eurotatoria; Adinetida; Adinetidae.